Darwinula stevensoni is the source of this 856-nucleotide messenger RNA. NCBI's taxonomy places the organism in Eukaryota, Metazoa, Arthropoda, Ostracoda, Podocopida, Darwinulidae. The record is from the annotation of a GenBank genome assembly.
AUGGGACUCGUGAUGGGACUCACGUUCCUGGCGGCGGGGACGUCCAUCCCGGACCUCAUGACGUCGGUCAUCGUGGCACGGAAGGGGUUCGGAGACAUGGCAGUGUCGUCCUCCGUCGGCUCCAACAUCUUUGACGUCACCGUUGGGCUCCCGUUCCCAUGGCUGCUGUACGGGAUCAUCUUCGGGGGUGCGCCUGUCCCGGUGGAGAGCAAGGGGAUGGCGUGCUCCAUCCUCAUUCUCUUUGGGAUGCUCAUCCUCGUCUUCGUCUCCAUCGUCGUGUUCCGGUGGAAGAUGAACAAGGGACUCGGGAUCACCAUGUUUCUCCUCUAUUUCGUCUUUCUCGCAGUCGCCCUCCUCUUCGAAUACCACAUCAUCCAGUGCCCCAUCUGAAGGUGCUACUCAUGGCUGGUCCAUACGAUCCAAGGGUGCUCCGUUGCGGGACGGACGGAACGGCUUUCAUCCUCGAUGCAGGAACCGUCCCGGCAACGAUCGCGAACGAUCGCGGACGAUCGCGCGUCGUGCGUGUCUCUCGGUUCGGAAACCGACUUUUAGAGAUUUCUUCUUAUAUUUAUCUAGGAAGGCGGGCACAUGUGAUAAAAACUGCUUGCAUCUAUCACAUCUCUAUCGACAUAUCCCCAGUAGAGUUUCACCGCACGUGAGACAAACGGCUCUAUCGAUUGUUGUCUGUUGUUGUUAUAGAAGGACGAAGGCUCUCCAGUAUUAUCCAAGAACGAGGUAAGACCGGAUGCGAUUCUUUUUCUCUCGAGGGGAAGAGAGACGUAAAAAAAAUAAAUCGACGGUGGAGCCGGUUUUAUUAUUUUGCUUUCGCCGAGCAAUAAACGGAUUUGGAUCUGGC